CACACAUAUUUGCAUCUUUACAAUAGAGUACACAUACACUUAGAUUUACCCUUACAUUGGGAUUUUGCAGAGAAGGAAGGAGUAGUUUCUGUGUUUUUGAACUCUUAUCGCAAGCUUCACACGACACGAUCAUGGGAUUUUCUUGGCCUAAAAAAUAGCGCAAAAAGGAGUAACAUGGAGAGUGACAUAAUUGUGGCCCUCAUGGAUACAGGGGUUCAACCGGACUUAGAAAGUUUCAACGACAAAGGGUUUGGACCUCCACCACCAAAAUGGAAGGGAUCAUGUCACAAGUUCCCCAACUUCACUGGUUGCAACAAUAAGAUCAUAGGGGCGAAAUAUUUUCAUUUAAGCGACGAUAUCGGCCCCGAGGACCAACCAAGCCCAAUUGACAUAGACGGCCAUGGCACACACACUGCAUCCACAGCUGCAGGAAGCCUAGUUCGAGGGGCCAGCCUUUAUGGCCUAGCUUCCGGCACGGCUCGAGGGGCCGUGCCAAGAGCCAGGUUGGCCAUUUACAAAGUGUGCUGGUCACUAGGUUGUUCAUCAGUGGAUUUACUAGCUGCUUAUGAUGAAGCCAUAGCAGAUGGUGUAGAUAUUAUCUCAGCAUCACUUGGAGGGCCUUCAUAUGAGCUUUUCAAUGACCCUAUAGCCAUCGGGACCUUCCAUGCCAUGAAAAAGGGUAUCCUUUCGGUCUGCUCAGCCGGCAAUGACGGGCCUACUCUUUCCACAAUCACGAAUGUCGCGCCCUGGAUAUUCACAGUGGCUGCCAGUACCAGUGAGAGACAAUUUAAGACAUUGGUGAGACUCGGCAACGGCAGAAAGCUCGAAGGGGUCUCAGUAAAUACUUUUUCUCCCAGCAAGAAGAAUUAUCCCUUGAUAAAUGGGGCUAAGGCAGGCAAUGGUACACGUAAUCCCUACCUCUUCCCAAGUUAUUGUGACUUCGGAACACUCGAUCCGAAGAAGGUUAAAGGGAAGAUUGUGUACUGCAUUGAUGAUGGUGGGGGUCAGGACAUGAGUGUCGCCGCAGCCAAGGGCUUCGGCACCAUCAUAAAUAGUGCUUCAUAUGAAGACACUGCCUUCACUUUUAUGAUAUCGACAGCAAUACUUAACAAUGUUACAUCUAAGCAGGUCACGAAUUACAUCAAAUCUACCAGGUCUCCAAAAGCUGUAAUAUACAAGUCUCACACAAUCAAUGUGACAAAGGCUUUUGUUGCCUCCUUUUCUUCUCGUGGGCCUAGUUGGCUUUCCCCAAAUAUCCUCAAGCCUGAUAUUGCAGCUCCUGGGGUGGAUAUCUUGGCUGCAUUUUCGACACUAACAACAGUUACCGGCAACAUUGAAGAUAAGAGAAUCUCAAAAUUUAACAUUAUUUCAGGAACUUCAAUGUCAUGCCCACAUGUAAGCGGGGCGGCCGCCUAUGUAAAGUCUUUCCACCCAACUUGGUCUCCUGCUGCCAUCAAAUCGGCUCUCAUGACCACCGCCAGAGCAAUGAGAAACAAGGCAAACCGGAACAAGGAGUUCGACUAUGGAGCAGGACUGCUCGACCCCAUCAGAGCCAUCAAUCCGGGCUUGAUCUACGAUGCGGAUGAGAUCUCCUACAUACAAUUCCUAUGCAAGGAGGGCAUCAACGUCACCAAUCUUCGCCACCUGACGGGUAGCAAGUGGGCCAACUGCUCAGCUGUGCCCCGAGCCCGAGGAUCCGACGGCCUAAAUUACCCUGCCAUGCAGCUCCAAAUGCCCGACGGACAAGAUCACGCCUCAGGGUUAUUCUGGCGCACCGUCACAAACGUGGGCCCACCAAAAGCCGUCUACAAGGCACGUGUGUGGGCCCCGCAGGGUAUGAAGGUUAAUGUGAGGCCUAACACAUUAUCAUUCACACGUGUGGGACAAAAGUCGUCGUUUAAGGUUAUGGUUAGUGGAACCGGGCUAGGGAAGCGGGUCCUGUUGGGCGGUUACUUAGUGUGGGAUGGGGCCCACCAUAGUGUGAGGAGCCCCAUCAUUGUAUUCCAAAAUGGAUUUAUGGGUUAGUUGGGGUCCUCUCGGAUUAUGGUUAGGCCAAAGUGGCUUUUUUUCUAUGGUGAGUUCAUGGAGAAAAAUAAUCUUAGGCACUUCUUCAUUCUAUGUUUCUUUAGGAUCGGUUUUAUUUUUUAUAAAUUAUUUCAAUUUGGAAGGAGA
Amborella trichopoda is the source of this 2172-nucleotide messenger RNA. The record is from RefSeq and is a predicted model, not a curated record. Lineage: Eukaryota; Viridiplantae; Streptophyta; Magnoliopsida; Amborellales; Amborellaceae.